AUGGUUCUGCACCUUAUGGAGGUGCCGGUGCUGGAAGUGGUGGUACUGGUGGUGGAGGUUCUGGAGGUCGUUCUACACCUUACUGGAGGUUCUGGAGGUGGAAAUAGCUAUGGUUCUGCACCUUAUGGAGGUGCCGAUGCUGGAAGUGGUGGUACUGGUGGUGGAGGUUCUGGAGGUGGUUCUACACCUUACGUAGGUGCCGGUGCUGAAAGGCGUGGUACUGGUGGUGAAGGUUCUAGAAGUGGAGGUUCUGGAGGUGGAAAUAGCUAUGGUUCUGCACCUUAUGGAGGUGCCGGUGCUGGAAGUGGUGGUACUGGUGGUGGAGGUUCUGGAGGUCGUUCUACACCUUACGUAGGUGCCGGUGCUGAAAGGCGUGGUACUGGUGGUGAAGGUUCUAGAAGUGGAGGUUCUGGAGGUGGAAAUAGCUAUGGUUCUGCACCUUAUGGAGGUGCCGAUGCUGGAAGUGGUGGUACUGGUGGUGGAGGUUCUGGAGGUGGUUCUACACCUUACGUAGGUGCCGGUGCUGAAAGGCGUGGUACUGGUGGUGAAGGUUCUAGAAGUGGAGGUUCUGGAGGUGGAAAUAGCUAUGGUUCUGCACCUUAUGGAGGUGCCGGUGCUGGAAGUGGUGGUACUGGUGGUGGAGGUUCUGGAGGUGGUUCUACACCUUACGUAGGUGCCGGUGCUGAAAGGCGUGGUACUGGUGGUGAAGGUUCUAGAAGUGGAGGUUCUGGAGGUGGAAAUAGCUAUGGUUCUGCACCUUAUGGAGGUGCCGGUGCUGGAAGUGGUGGUACUGGUGGUGGAGGUUCUGGAGGUGGUUCUACACCUUACGUAGGUGCCGGUGCUGAAAGGCGUGGUACUGGUGGUGAAGGUUCUAGAAGUGGAGGUUCUGGAGGUGGAAAUAGCUAUGGUUCUGCACCUUAUGGAGGUGCCGGUGCUGGAAGUGGUGGUGCCGGUGCUGAAAGGCGUGGUACUGGUGGUGAAGGUUCUAGAAGUGGAGGUUCUGGAGGUGGAAAUAGCUAUGGUUCUGCACCUUAUGGAGGUGCCGGUGCUGGAAGUGGUGGUACUGGUGGUGGAGGUUCUGGAGGUAGUUCUACACCUUACGUAGGUGCCGGUGCUGAAAGGCGUGGUACUGGUGGUGAAGGUUCUAGAAGUGGAGGUUCUGGAGGUGGAAAUAGCUAUGGUUCUGCACCUUAUGGAGGUGCCGGUGCUGGAAGUGGUGGUACUGGUGGUGGAGGUUCUGGAGGUAGUUCUACACCUUACGUAGGUGCCGGUGCUGCAAGGCGUGGUACUGGUGGUGAAGGUUCUAGAAGUGGAGGUUCUGGAGGUGGAAAUAGCUAUGGUUCUGCACCUUAUGGAGGUGCCGGUGCUGGAAGUGGUGGUACUGGUGGUGGAGGUUCUGGAGGUGGUUCUACACCUUACGUAGGUGCCGGUGCUGAAAGGCGUGGUACUGGUGGUGAAGGUUCUAGAAGUGGAGGUUCUGGAGGUGGAAAUAGCUAUGGUUCUGCACCUUAUGGAGGUGCCGGUGUUGGAAGUGGUGGUAUUGGUGGUGGAGGUUCUGGAGGUCGUUCUACACCUUACGUAGGUGCCGGUGCUGAAAGGCGUGGUACUGGUGGUGAAGGUUCUAGAAGUGGAGGUUCUGGAGGUGGAAAUAGCUAUGGUUCUGCACCUUAUGGAGGUGCCGGUGCUGGAAGUGGUGGUACUGGUGGUGGAGGUUCUGGAGGUAGUUCUACACCUUACGUAGGUGCCGGUGCUGAAAGGCGUGGUACUGGUGGUGAAGGUUCUAGAAGUGGAGGUUCUGGAGGUGGAAAUAGCUAUGGUUCUGCACCUUAUGGAGGUGCCGGUGCUGGAAGUGGUGGUACUGGUGGUGGAGGUUCUGGAGGUGGUUCUACACCUUACGUAGGUGCCGGUGCUGAAAGGCGUGGUACUGGUGGUGAAGGUUCUAGAAGUGGAGGUUCUGGAGGUGGAAAUAGCUAUGGUUCUGCACCUUAUGGAGGUGCCGGUGUUGGAAGUGGUGGUACUGGUGGUGGAGGUUCUGGAGGUCGUUCUACACCUUACGUAGGUGCCGGUGCUGAAAGGCGUGGUACUGGUGGUGAAGGUUCUAGAAGUGGAGGUUCUGGAGGUGGAAAUAGCUAUGGUUCUGCACCUUAUGGAGGUGCCGGUGCUGGAAGUGGUGGUACUGGUGGUGGAGGUUCUGGAGGUGGUUCUUCACCUUACGUGCCGGUGCUGGAAAAUGGUGGUACUGGUGGUGGAGGUUCUGGAGGUCGUUCUACACCUUACGUAGGUGCCGGUGCUGAAAGGCGUGGUACUGGUGGUGAAGGUUCUAGAAGUGGAGGUUCUGGAGGUGGAAAUAGCUAUGGUUCUGCACCUUAUGGAGGUGCCGGUGCUGGAAGUGGUGGUACUGGUGGUGGAGGUUCUGGAGGUGGUUCUACACCUUACGUAGGUGCCGGUGCUGAAAGGCGUGGUACUGGUGGUGAAGGUUCUAGAAGUGGAGGUUCUGGAGGUGGAAAUAGCUAUGGUUCUGCACCUUAUGGAGGUGCCGGUGUUGGAAGGGGUGGUACUGGUGGUGGAGGUUCUGGAGGUAGUUCUACACCUUACGUAGGUGCCGGUGCUGAAAGGCGUGGUACUGGUGGUGAAGGUUCUAGAAGUGGAGGUUCUGGAGGUGGAAAUAGCUAUGGUUCUGCACCUUAUGGAGGUGCCGGUGCUGGAAGUGGUGGUACUGGUGGUGAAGGUUCUAGAAGUGGAGGUUCUGGAGGUGGAAAUAGCUAUGGUUCUGCACCUUAUGGAGGUGCCGGUGCUGGAAGUGGUGGUACUGGUGGUGGAGGUUCUGGAGGUGGUUCUACACCUUACGUAGAUGCCGGUGCUGAAAGGCGUGGUACUGGUGGUGAAGGUUCUAGAAGUGGAGGUUCUGGAGGUGGAAAUAGCUAUGGUUCUGCACCUUAUGGAGGUACCGGUUCUGGAAGUGGUGGUACUGGUGGUGGAGGUUCUGGAGGUGGUUCUACACCUUACGUAGGUGCUGGUGCUGAAAGGCGUGGUACUGGUGGUGAAGGUUCUAGAAGUGGAGGUUCUGGAGGUGGAAAUAGCUAUGGUUCUGCACCUUAUGGAGGUGCCGGUGCUGGAAGUGGUGGUACUGGUGGUGGAGGUUCUGGAGGUAGUUCUACACCUUAUGUAGGUGCCGGUGCUGGAAGGCGUGGUACUGGUGUUGGAGGUUCUAGAAGUGGAAGUUCUGGAGGUGGAAGUUCGAGAAGUGGAAGUGCUGGCAAAGGAUAUGGUUACGGUUCUACAAGUUAUGGAGGUGGAAAUAGCUAUGGUUCUACACCUUAUGGAGGUGCCGAUGCUGGAAGUGGUGGAGGUUCUGGAGCUGGGGGUUCUGGAGGUGAAAGUUCUGGAAGUGGAAGUGCUGGCAAAGGCUAUGGUCACGGUUCUACAAGUUAUGGAGGUGCCGAUGCUGGAAGGCGUGGUACUGGUGGUGGAGGUUCUAGAAGUGGAGGUUCUGAAGGUGGAAGUUUGAGAAGUGGAAGUGCUGGAAAAGGAUAUGGUGGAAUUUUUGGUGGUGGAGGUUCUGAAGGUGGAAUGUCUCGAGGUGGAAGUUCCGGAGGUGGAAGAUCCGGAGAUAGAAGGGCUAGAAUUAUAUUUAUAGUGGAUACCAGUAGGCGAAGUGGGGGGUCGGGUAAUGUUGGUCAGGAUGACUGCACAUGCAGGAUAACAUGUAAACCAGGAGAAAUGAAAAAAUCCACUUGUAAAUAUUAUAUGAAACCAGUACUUUGCUGCAAGAAAAAACCGAAAAAAGGAUAUGGAUACUGA
Molecule: messenger RNA, 3801 nt
Organism: Mytilus californianus (California mussel)
Lineage: Eukaryota; Metazoa; Mollusca; Bivalvia; Mytilida; Mytilidae
Exons: 4
Coding region: 1-3801 (1266 amino acids)
Source: RefSeq, a predicted model, not a curated record